CUGACACCUCUGAGCUUCAAUGACAGACCUGUGAGGGGCCUUCGAGGAGGACGCGAGGAUGCUUCUGCUCCUGUUGAUAAGACACGGCUUCCUGUUGGACGGGUCAGCGGUGGACACGUGACACGUGUACUUUAAGGGACUCGCACCGCUGACAGACGACCUCUGGGUUUCCCGUGUGGUCGCGCACAAAGCAGUUGAUUUCGUUAAAGGUUAAAGCCGAGAUUAAAUUUUACUUUACACAAAAAGCACGGGCCUCGGGUCUGGAGAGCGCGGAAAUGAAUUCACCCCUCUGAGCCUCCGCGCCGCGCCGCUCAGCACAACGAGCGCACCAGCGGGACAGUCCGGCGGCUCCGCUCGGACCUCAGGAGGCUCGAACACGGUCCCGAUGGAAAGAUAAUUAAAGUCUACUUGUUCCUCGCGUCGCAGUUUCCUCGGGGGGCCGGGACCAGUGGACCAGGCUACCAGCCAACCAGGGGCAAGACAGACGCCCGACUCGGCAGUAACGGGGGAGAUGGAGGAUUAGGAGAUAAUCCGGGAUGGUUCCGUGGUGCGGCCGCAGAACCGUUUGCAGCUGAACUCAGGCCUAUUUCUGAGCUGGUGUCGACGGAGCCAAAGCCCAGGGCGAGCGGGGGGAAACUAGGCCGCCUGACCGCACUCCAACGGGUUCGGCUUCUUCCAGCAACACAGCGGCGCAGUGUCCUCCUAAAUCCAUGGCUGUUUAAAUCAGACAGAUAUGCCAAACAACGAGGAAAAGUUGUCCAGCCUAAAAGGACUGGUCACACACUCCCACGGCAAGCGCCGCUUCAAAGGCGACCUCACGCUGGACAUGAUAAGCCCGCCUCUGGGGGACUUCCGCCACACCAUGCACGUGGGCCGCGGCGGCGAUGUGUUCGGGGACACCUCGUUCCUCAGCAACCACGGCGGCCCCGCCAACGGGAACAACGGGGAAACGGAUUCUAUCUCCUCCCCGGACAACAAGAUCGGGGCGUUCUUUUCCAGGACCCUCCGUCACAUCAGGAGGGGCUCCGACAACCGGCCCACGGGAGGAUCCAAGGAUUUGUCACCGCCACCUCCCGUCGUUUCUCCCAUCAUCAAAAACGCCAUCUCCCUCCCCAGGCUGGACGUGGAUGUGCCUAAUGGGAGUCCCACCGCCAAGGUCCUCUUCCCCAGUUCUCAAAGCACGCCGGAGGAGAUGAAAAGCUCUUAUGGUCUGGAGUCCGGUUUCGUCACUUUGCCUCGUCUCUCCCGCUCCGAGCGUCAGCAGCCUUCCAUCUCCCUCCCCACCUCCUGCUCCCCGAACAUCCACCGCGGCUCUCUGACCGACCCUACCGACGCCAUCUUAUCUACCUGCCCUACAACCGUAAUGCCCUUUGACCCCAAACUCACCUCCACGGCCUACUCUGACUCCCUUCCCUCCCUCAUGUCCCUGGACACCUUCACCUUUGACCUCGGCCCCUCCCUCAUGAGCGAGGUGUUCGGCCUGAUCGACGGCCACCCGGAGGAGAGCGGCCACGCCUGGGAGGGAGAGGAGGCGGGGUCGGCGUUCGGGUUGACCACCGAGGGGUCGGAGAUGGACUCGGCCACCAUCUCGUACGUGGAUUCCCUGCAGAGGGAGGACUGCGGAGGCAGGAAGAGCCCUCACGGGCCCGAAUGGGAGGAAGAGGAGGUGAACGGAGUCGGGCUUUCUGAUAAAGUGCCGGAGGUGGCCUCCUUGGGGUCUCCUGAUAGAGGGAGGUUGGGGUUAGGGAUGGAGAGCGAGCGAUUUCAGAGUGCUGCAGAUGUGCUCGCGCGCCACUAUGGCGUCGGCCACUCAAAGGGACGGAGCAGGAUGGAGGUCACAGAUUCGGAGGCGAUGACCAUCAGCGAGCCCAGGAACAAAAUACCCUACAGUUACAUGGACGACGAGGAUGAAAUCAAAGUCUGAGUGGAGAUAUUUUUAUACUACAAAACAUCUCUUGACGUGUGUAGUAUUUUCUCUGCAAAUCCAAUCAAGUCAAUCAAGUAAGAUCUCACUGUGGUCAACAAGGCUGGCUCUUUUGACAGGACGACCAUGAAAACUACCAUCCGGUGUGAUUUGCAUUGGAUUGUUUAAUUAAUACAAUCACGCUUCGAGGAGAUGCAGUUUGGACGCAGGGAAUGAAAGACUCAAUGUUUCCCACUUCCCAGCCCUGCACAGACCGGGAGAAUGCUUUUGAAAAGGUCCAAACUUAAAAAGGACUGAAACAAACGAGGAGGCACGGAAAGUGAGGAUGUGCCAAAGAACGUAGAUGUACAGAUCGUCACAAAGGGACAAGGGACACAAUGUGGAAGUUACAAAGCCUGUCACUCAAUUUAUACUUUUCUUGCUUCCUCACUUAGGAGGGGAAAAGAUUGUCAGCUACCAAUGAGGAAGGAAGUGAGGAGCAGUAACAUAGAUGAAAUCCUGUUAUAACAUUUAGGCCUCCUUACAAUCUCCUGUUAACUCCUUUCACUCAGGAAUACACUACAAGGAAACAAAAAGGGAAGGGAAACCAAAGAUACGGAAUCUCAGGCCGCAUUACCACCAAACAUCUCCGUUAAUAAACUACAUAUGACAAGUAAUAUUGGUAUUGGCACAGUAGCAACCAAAGCUUAACCCUUUAAUUGUUGAUUGUAUCCCGCAGACCUUCUAUUUAGAGACUCCGUGCACCUUUUAUGAUUAAGAAGUCUGAAUCCUGUAUUUUGUUUUUGCAAAAUUGUCAUUUAUAUGUUCUUUUAUACAUCUGUAGCUAAAGAUAUUUACUGACCUCCUAUAAAUAUGUACUUACAAUAUGAGCACAUGCAGUACGUAGUGCAAUUCACAUCCAUCCAUACGCCGCAGUCAGUACCAAAUAUAUGUUAUGAUGACAUGAAUUGACAAUAAAGAUCUUUUUAAUUAG
This is a messenger RNA of Gasterosteus aculeatus aculeatus (three-spined stickleback), 2897 nucleotides long. RefSeq names its product CDC42 effector protein (Rho GTPase binding) 1a (gene cdc42ep1a). Gene Ontology annotation, biological process: positive regulation of pseudopodium assembly; regulation of cell shape; Rho protein signal transduction. Gene Ontology annotation, molecular function: small GTPase binding. The record is from RefSeq and is a predicted model, not a curated record. Gene Ontology annotation, cellular component: cytoplasm; cytoskeleton; plasma membrane. Lineage: Eukaryota; Metazoa; Chordata; Actinopteri; Perciformes; Gasterosteidae.